AUGCAAGACUUGCGGAAAAAUUGUGGUGAAGUGUUCCUAAGAAAACGUAUCAGGAGAGCCACUGGCGGGGACAAACUCUUAGAGUACCAGUAUCCCUGGUUAUCUAUCGUCAAGGCGUAUGGUGGUAACUGCACAGGAUCACUUAUUUCUUCUCGGCACAUAUUGACUGCCGCUCACUGUGUGGUGAACCAUGACAAGCCGGACCGAGAAAACUGUGUAACAACCCCUCUUCGUCAGUACCCCGGAGAAAUGAAAGUGCUGUUUCCUAACCACUGCGCUCAUUGCUCCAAGCAGUGGUUCAAAAUGUCUAAGGUAUACUACGGUGACUUCGACGACUGCACUUUUGAAAACGACAUAGCUAUAUUGGAACUCAGUAGAGAUGUUCCCGAGUUCAUAGCGACACCGAUUUGUAUGCCGGACAGAUACUAUCCUGUCGAAGAGCAUUUGAGGGUAGCGGGGACUGGUCUUCCAAACCGUAUGUUUCCAUUCCGUGAUUGA
Cooperia oncophora is the source of this 498-nucleotide messenger RNA. The record is from the annotation of a GenBank genome assembly. Lineage: Eukaryota; Metazoa; Nematoda; Chromadorea; Rhabditida; Trichostrongylidae.